AUGUCGUCCAUUGGUGCACAAGUCAGAAAAGUUGCCACCGCUGUUGAUCCAAUUGUCACAGAUUAUGCAGUUGGUUAUUUUAACCAUUUAUCUAAAGUUACAUUUGAUGCAGUUCAAAGUAAACAAUUAGACUUACCUUCAGAAGUUGAUUUUGUUAGUUCAUUAUUAGUUGAUGCAGGUGCUCAAAAGGACAAUAUCGACACUUUAGCUAAGAAUAUUCUUGAUCAAUUAACUAUUCAACUGAAAGAAAAUCAAGCUAAAAUGGAAAUUACUGGUGAUACUUCAAAGAGAUUAUUAGAUGUUAACAUUCUGAAGAGUCACAACGAAAAGGAGAAUAUCAAUGCAUCUUUGAAUAUUUUGGGUGUUAAUGGUUCUGAUAUUGAACAUACCGGUAGAAAGAUGGAAACUAGAGUCGAUUUAAAGAAAUUGGCUAAAGCUGAACAAAAAAUUGCUAAGAAAGUUGCCAAGAGAAACAAUAAAUUUGUUCAAUAUGAGGCUUCUAAAUUGAUUGAGGAACAACAAAACGAAGAUUACGAUUCUUUCUUCUUAAAGAUUAAUCCAUUGGAAUUCGGUUCUGCAGCGGGUAAAUCUAAGGAUAUUAAGAUUGACCGUUUCGAUUUAUAUGUUGGUGAUGGUCAAAGAAUUCUUUCUGAUGCUCAAUUAACUUUAAGUUUUGGUCGUAGAUACGGUCUUGUUGGUCAAAAUGGUAUUGGUAAGUCAACAUUAUUAAGAGCGUUAUCUAGAAGAGAAUUAAAUGUUCCAAAACAUAUUUCUAUUUUACACGUCGAGCAAGAAUUGAGAGGUGACGAUACCUUGGCAUUACAAAGUGUCUUAGAUGCUGAUGUGUGGAGAAAACAAUUAAUUGGUGAAGAAUCCAAAAUUAAUGAGAGAUUAAAGGAAAUUGAAUCUCUAAGAGGUGAAUUUGAACCUGAAAGUCUGGAAAUUAAAAAAUUAGAUAAUGAACGUGAAGAUUUAGAAAAUCAUUUAUUACAAAUAGAUGAAAAAUUAGUAGAUAUGGAAUCUGAUAAGGCAGAGGCUAGAGCUGCUUCUAUUCUUUAUGGUCUAGGUUUCAGUACUGAUGCUCAACAAAAACCAACCAACUCAUUCUCGGGUGGUUGGAGAAUGAGAUUAUCAUUAGCUAGAGCAUUGUUCUGUCAACCUGACUUGUUACUACUGGAUGAACCUUCCAAUAUGUUGGAUGUUCCAUCUAUUGCCUAUUUAGCAGAAUAUCUGAAAACUUACCCAUCGACAGUUCUAACAGUUUCUCACGAUCGUGCAUUCUUAAAUGAAGUAGCUACUGAUAUUAUUUAUCAACACAAUGAAAGACUUGAUUACUAUAGAGGUCAAAACUUCGACUCCUUCUAUACUACUAAAGAAGAACGUAAUAAGACUGCUCAAAAGGAAUACGAAAACCAAAUGGCAUACAGAAAGCAUUUACAAGAAUUUAUCGACAAAUAUAGAUACAAUGCUGCCAAAUCCCAAGAAGCUCAAUCUAGAAUUAAGAAACUGGAAAAGUUACCUGUUUUGGAACCACCAGAACAAGAAAAGACAAUUAAUUUCCAUUUCCCAGAUUGUGAGAAAUUGUCCCCGCCUAUCAUCCAAUUACAAGAUGUUUCAUUUGGAUAUGAUGAGAAUAGCUUGUUAUUAAAGGAUGUUAACCUUGACGUCCAAAUGGACUCUAGAAUUGCAUUAGUAGGUGCCAACGGUUGCGGUAAAACUACUCUAUUGAAGGUCAUGAUGGAACAAUUAAGACCAAUAAAGGGUUUUGUAUCCAGAAACGGUAGGUUAAGAAUAGGGUACUUUACACAACACCAUGUUGAUUCUAUGGACUUAAAUAGUUCUGCUGUUGAUUGGAUGUCUCAAAAAUACCCUGGUAAAACUGAUGAGGAAUACAGACGUCAUCUUGGUUCUUUUGGUAUAACUGGUACCUUAGGUUUGCAAAAGAUGCAACUAUUAUCCGGUGGUCAAAAAUCUCGUGUUGCAUUUGCAGCCUUGUGUUUGAACAAUCCACAUAUAUUAGUUCUGGAUGAACCUUCCAAUCAUUUGGAUACUACAGGUUUGGAGGCAUUAGUGGAUGCCUUAAAGAACUUCACUGGUGGUGUCUUGAUGGUUUCUCACGAUAUUUCCAUUAUUGAUAAUGUUUGCAGUGAAAUUUGGGUAUCAGAAAAUGGUACAGUUAACAGAUUCAACGGUACUAUUUACGAUUACAGAGACUAUAUCAUAUCAUCCGCCAAUGAAGCAGGUGUUGUCAAAAAGCACUGA
This is a messenger RNA of Maudiozyma saulgeensis, 2262 nucleotides long. NCBI's taxonomy places the organism in Eukaryota, Fungi, Ascomycota, Saccharomycetes, Saccharomycetales, Saccharomycetaceae. The record is from the annotation of a GenBank genome assembly.